AGCAUGAUGUGUCCCAUAAAUUUAUAAAAAUAUUAUUAUUUCAUCAUUUCGUCACUUUUUAGUUUCCAUAAAAAGAUUAGUUAUUAAUCAUCGUUCGACGCUCAAAAAUCACAUCUAUAAAUCGAAUCGGUUGUGCACAAAAACCGAUCAGUUAGUAUACGAUAAGUGCAUUGAAGUGAACCACACACACGUCGAACUAAAAAUAAACUCUGCAAUUUGUCGAUUUUAAAUUUCCAUUUUUGUACGGAAUUCAAUAAUUUGCAUUUUAAUCCGAUAAUUCACACACCUUCGAAAAAAUGAGUCUGGUUUGGACUUUGAUUGCAACGUUCCUUUACGUUGAAAUUGCCAUUGUUUUGCUAUUCGUAUUGCCAAUUGCAAGUCCCUCAAGAUGGCAAAGAUUUUUCAAGAGUCGCUUUCUCGAAAUGAUAAACCGGCAGGCACAGAUCUAUUUCUAUUUAUUGUUUGGCGUUUUGGUGCUAUUUUUGUUGGAAGCCAUUCGUGAAAUGCGAAAAUAUUCUCAGUCAGACGCUAAUGCUGAGGCACAUCCGAACGUUGGAAUGCAGCAUAGCAUGCGAUUGUUCCGUGCUCAGAGAAACUUUUACAUUACCGGAUUCUCGAUCUUCUUAAUUUUGGUCAUCAGACGUUUGGUAAUGUUGAUUUCAACACAAGCAACUCUUCUCGCACAAUCGGAAGCUUCAAUGCGACAGGCUCAAAGUGCAUCGACUGCAGCCCGUACUUUGUUAUCUCAACAGAAGGACAAAGAGAAUGAAGCCGAUAAGGACGAUGAAACAGCUGAAGCACAAAAAUUGCGUUGGUUAAAGAUUGGCGAACUGAAAAACAAGCUGAGAGAACUCACCGCCGAAUUGGACCGUGAACGGAAGGAUAAGGAAGCAAUGAAAUCUCAAUCGGAAAGUCUGAACAAAGAGUACGACCGGUUGACCGAAGAGUACAGCAAAUUGGAACGGAAGUUAACCAUUGGCGAUUCGCGCAAAGAUGAAUAAAUCAGUUCCACGGCUAUAGGAUAUUAGUUUGCCCUUUUGUUAAGUCUUUAAAAACCGGUAGGAAUUUCAGUGGUGUCGUCGUUAGUUUGGCCAAGGUAUUUAACUGAAUUUUUUCGAUGUAUUGAUACUGUGAAAUUUGUAUUGGGAAAGAUUAGUGUUAACGAAACGAUUGCCUAUAACUCUUUGUUUUAUAAUUAUCCAUUUUUUUAAAUUAAAAUCUUUUUAUAAGAACACUUCACAUCACUCGACGCCUCAUCAAUCUGUUGUUUAUUUUGAUAGAUUUUAAUGAUAUUUUCGGUCCUGAGAUCUUAUUAAAAAUUUAAAAAAAAAUUAUUUUCACGUCGUUAAAUGAAGGAAUUUAAGACUUAAAUUUGUUAAUUGUUUAAUCUAAAAUUUUGAUAAUUUUGGGCAUGUAACGACUGAAGAAGUGAAGAAUAAAUCGUAUUAAUUUACAUUAUCUCCUAAA
Molecule: messenger RNA, 1467 nt
Organism: Bradysia coprophila
Lineage: Eukaryota; Metazoa; Arthropoda; Insecta; Diptera; Sciaridae
Product: B-cell receptor-associated protein 31
Biological process (GO): intracellular protein transport; endoplasmic reticulum to Golgi vesicle-mediated transport
Cellular component (GO): endoplasmic reticulum; endoplasmic reticulum membrane
Source: RefSeq, a predicted model, not a curated record